Alternaria infectoria is the source of this 1131-nucleotide messenger RNA. RefSeq lists its product as uncharacterized. The transcript is spliced from 2 exons. Gene Ontology annotation, cellular component: membrane. The record is from RefSeq and is a predicted model, not a curated record. Gene Ontology annotation, molecular function: transmembrane transporter activity. Bases 1 to 1131 code for a protein of 376 amino acids. NCBI's taxonomy places the organism in Eukaryota, Fungi, Ascomycota, Dothideomycetes, Pleosporales, Pleosporaceae. Gene Ontology annotation, biological process: transmembrane transport.
AUGGCUGGUACGGCCUUUGCGGUCGCCGAUCAGUUCACAGCUCUGAUCGUGCUGAACAAGCCGUCCUAUGUUAUCCAAGGCUGGCAUAGUACCCUUCUGUCCAUCGCCAUCACCACGUUCUCGAUCCUGUGCAACACUGUUCUCGUCAGGAAACUUCCCCUGUUGGAAGGCUUCGGACUCGUCCUCCAUGUGUUCGGAUUCUUCGCCUUCGUCGUCGUACUCUGGGUUAUGGGCGAGCGCUCGGAUGUCACAACCACAUGGACCCAUUUCGAAGACCCCAGUGGCUGGGGUAAUACAGGUCUCGCGACUCUCGUCGGUAUUCUUGGUCCCAUCCUUACUCUUGGAGACCCUGACUUGGCCGUCCAUCUCGCUGAGGAGGUCAAGGAUGCUGCGUGGGUCAGUCCUCGAGCCAUGGUCUCCACGGCUGUUGUGAACUACUCAUUGGCUUUCAUCAUGACCGUCACUGUCUUCUCCACUCUCGGCAACGACCUCGACACGCUUCUCGCCACCCCGCUUGGCCAGCCAUGGAUCCAGAUCUUGUUGAAUGCGACGGGAUCUAUUGUGGCCACCAACAUCCUGGUGGUACUCAUCUGCUCAUUGCUCAUGUUCAGCUCGGUCAACCAGGUGACAGCUUCAUCCCGUCAACUCUGGUCCUUCGCCCGUGAUCAAGGUCUCCCAUUCUCCAACUGGUUCGCUUACGUACCACCAGGCUGGGACAUCCCCGUCAAUUCCGUCAUCGCAACCCUCGUAGGAACCGCGCUCCUGAGUUUGAUCAACAUCGGCUCGGCCAUCGCCUUCAACAUCGUCAUCGCUCUCGGAGGUCUUGGUAUCUUCACUGCCAACAUCAUCGUCAUCGGCUGCAUGAUCAGGAAGCGAGUCCUCGGAGAACCACUCCUUCCGUCCAAAUUCGACCUUGGCAAGGCGGGCCUUUACAUCAACAUCAUUGCUAUUACAUACCUCUCUCUGGCUAUCGUGUUGAUUUGCUUCCCCGAGGUCCCAAACCCGUCUUUGGCAGAUAUGAACUGGUCCAUAGUCAUGUUCGCGGUACUUGUCGUCUUUGCCAUGGGUUACUACUACGUAAUCGGGAAGGACAAGUACGAUGGACCUGUCGAGUACGUCAAGCGUCAAUGA